AGUCCCGUUACAAGCCGGCCCGCGGGCCGCCAAGGCUGGGGCGAUGGAUGGUUCCGAGCCGCCACGGAUGUCCCGGAGGGCUGCCAGCUUCUCCUUCAAGAGCUUACGGUGGCGUUUGACUAAAAUGAACAGGCGGCGCACAGUAGAGCUGGAGGCACAGGAGCUGUGUAUUUGGCUGCGGGAGGCUGGAUUUCCACAGUACGCUCAGCUCCAUGAAGAUUCCCAGUUUCCCAUCGACAUUAAUGCUGUGAAGAAUGAUCACAACUUCCUGGACCAGGAUUAUGUGCAAUCGCUCUGCAGGCGGUUGACCACUCUGAACCAGAUUACCUCCAUGAAGCUGGAUAUCGACAUUACCAGGAAGUUGGGUGAUGGCUCUGAGGAGGAUGAGCCGUUCGCCAUCAGUGACCGCUGGGAGUUCCAGCGUGAGAGCAAGCGAUGGUCUCGGCUCCCCGCGGGGUCCAUGGUGCUCAGCACCCAGACCCUCAGAGACCCCUGUGUCGCCGUGAAAACCACUCCAAACUCUGUGGCCAAGCCCCGCAAACACAGGACCAAGAGCUUCCUGCGGCACAUCGACUCUCUCCGCUGGAGGAGCCCGCAGACCAAAGUCAAAGCAGCUCAGGGCGGCACGGAGCCCACCCACAGCACCGUGCUACACAAAGUCCUGCCAGGCCAGGGCCCCAGGCCUCCACCCAGUGUCAAUGGGGAGCCCCAGUCCUGGGAGGCAGGUGACUCCCCAGCCCCCAGCCUCACAGCGGGGCUUCGCAAAGGCUUGACCAGCAGCCGCUACCUGGAGGACUGCAAGCUGGAGGCUGCAUCCUGCGGCCUGGGCUGGGAUGACCAAUCGGACGAGGAGCAGCUGGUCCGCAUCCCCGCCAACCACAAGCCCGGAACAUUCCCCAAAGCCCUGUCGCUGGAGAGCCUGUGCCCCGGCCACGACCAGCGACUGUUGUGGUGGAGGACAGAGAACCUGAGUGUCCGCGGGGGUGGGUCCUGUGGCUCGGUGGGCAGCCGGCACAGUGUGUACGAUAACGUGCCCGAGGCCUGCCCGCUCAACCCCGCCUUCGACAACCUGGACGAGGUUCUGAGCCAUGUGAAUGGGGAGAGGCAGAGGGUGGAGGCCUGGUCCCAGGUGAUGUGUCCUGAGCUGGAGGCCUCAGGCCCGGCCAGGGAUAAGCCUGAACUGCAGGCCGGGGGCCCGGUCGAGAAGGAACCCGCCCUGUCGGGCAGUGAUGUGGACACCAGCGGUGCCUCACUGACCGAGGGCGAAGACAUGGAGAUGAGGGAGAGGAGUGACUCUGGCGUGGGAGCCUCCCUGACCCGGCCCAACAGGUGGGAGUGCGCUCAGCUCAGGGCACCAGUCUGCCUCCUGCAGGACAUGCCUCCUCAGCCCGCUGGCAACAUCCUCAAAUCACAGCAGUUUAUCAUUUACUUUUAG
Callorhinchus milii (elephant shark) is the source of this 1435-nucleotide messenger RNA. RefSeq names its product stAR-related lipid transfer protein 13-like. The transcript has 7 exons. The record is from RefSeq and is a predicted model, not a curated record. Gene Ontology annotation, molecular function: protein binding; GTPase activator activity. Lineage: Eukaryota; Metazoa; Chordata; Chondrichthyes; Chimaeriformes; Callorhinchidae. Gene Ontology annotation, biological process: actin cytoskeleton organization; regulation of Rho protein signal transduction. Bases 44 to 1435 code for a protein of 463 amino acids.